Messenger RNA from Trichoplusia ni (cabbage looper), 2231 nucleotides. RefSeq lists its product as uncharacterized. The transcript is spliced from 4 exons. The coding region runs from base 1133 to 1459 and encodes 108 amino acids. Lineage: Eukaryota; Metazoa; Arthropoda; Insecta; Lepidoptera; Noctuidae. The record is from RefSeq and is a predicted model, not a curated record.
GAAUACUUAUGUACCUGUUAGUAACUUUUUCAGUACUAUUUACCUAUUCAUACGUUACUAGUAAAAUAAUAGUUGAAGUUAUGAAAAUAAUUGUAAAAAAAUAAACGUGAAAAUCUAAAAUAUCUGUAAGUAAGCGCCAUUAUCAUUAUUUUCUCAACGAGAACUUAGGCCAUUGUCCAACAGUGGGAAUUAGUACACUAACGAACAAACAUAAAUCAAACCAAUCUACACAACAACACACAUUAACUUUCUAAUCCGUAUAUCUAAGUAAAAUGGCGGCAAUUUGCAAUAAUUGCCCCAUUGUCUCCGUCUUCCCGCCAUUACGACGCUUUCCCGCGCUUUCCGACUUCCUCUGUGAAUAUAUGUCAAAAACAAUGGCCGUUUAUUUUUUUUAAUGAGGCAAAGGUACACACAUGGGAAGUAUAGUAUAUCAUACUUAUUAUGCGGUGAAUGCGGGAAACGAGUUAUUAAACCAUUUAUGGUAAAUUUUCUUGAAGCGUUAGCGAUUUAAUUGGUUCAUGAAUGGUUUUGUAUCCGUAUAGAGUUUGUAUGGUUGUAAAAAAGCUAAAUAACUGUGAAUUGGACUUGGUAACUGUUCCGUAAUGUUUUCGUUAGAAAAAAUAACUUUGGCACAAUGUAGGUAUUAUACAGCCAACGUAAUUCUCAUAAAAAUAUGAUGAAUGGAAUGAUACCUCUCAAUCUAAAAUCAAUUAAGCUAUUUAGUUUAGAGAGCCACAUGAACAACAUACAAAUACUCGAAGAACGAUAACAAAUAACUUACUUAAUAAUAAAAUAAUUAACCCUCACUUAGCGAACCUGAAAAAAUAAACACAAUUUAUCUGAAUUCGACUGCAUUAAAACUAAUUUUACCGCAACUACUAGCAAAAUCAGCUAAACACACAACCUUAUACAAACAAACUUCUUUCAAAAAUCAAGCAAAAAAAGUCCCGUUUACACGUCAAUAUUCCGAGCCUUAUUUUCCCCAUACACCGGUCGAGUGCACACGCGCCAGUAACUCGACCCGCCAGUUGUUGUGCAGCUGAUACUGGCUUCCGUUUGUGUAAGCUGAGUUGGACGUAGAUUAAACGUGUUAAGUGUGGAUUAAGUGUUGCGGAAGUUGUUAGCAGUCAUCAUGCCGAGCCAAGCCCGUUGUGACCGCGUGCCCCCCCCUCACGCCAAGUGGGACUCACUGGAUCUGAGGGUUCUGCAAGAGGAUGACUUGCCUUUAGACCCUAGAUCGUGGGGUCGCGCAGAGGUGGGGUCGUGGGUGUCCCGGCGCGGGGGGCUCGCGGAGAGGUUCCCCAUGAACGGGAAGGCGCUGUGCCUCAUGUCCCCGGACAUGUUCGCCGCCAGGGUGCCGCGACACGGACAUGCCUUGCAUCAGGAUUUCAGAAGACGACUAGCAAAGGCUUUGGCUCUUCAGGAACUUAUUGAAAAACUAUCACAUUCCCAUAAAUAAUUACUUAAAUCACUAUUAAUUGUGAACCCCGACCAAACUGGAUCAUCAUCUCUUAAGCCCAGCGCUGGGCAAAAAAAACAAGAGCUGAUGAUGUUCAGAAUGCUGAAAAUUUCUUGAUAAAUUAUACCUAAGAACUAUUUUGAAGAAAUUAGCUGUCAAACCAGAAGAACCGCAUCAUAAUCGGUCCAUUAAUUUAAGAGAUUUGGGUGAGGUAUUAUUGUCGGGGUCUAAAAGAGGCUUUUUCUAAUCAUAGUAUUGUAAACUAUUAGAUAAAAACCGGAUACAAAUCUCAGACCAAAAAAAUGUAUUAAUAAAUCUGUUUUUACUUAAAAAAUCUAUUGAAAUAUUAGAAUUUGAGUUUAUUUUUGAAAGUUUGCAAAUGAAGUCCCCAUAGUUUUUUUUGGUCUAUGAUUUAACGGUAAUAGUAAAAUAAUGGUUUUCUUAAUGCACUAUGUUCCUAAUUUGUUAUAAUUUUAGCUAAUUUUGUUUCUUGGAGAGAAUGUGUCUACUUUCUGUCAAAUUAUUUUUUAUACUUGCAACACUAACUUUUGAGUAUAAUAGGACUGGCCUGUUGGUCUAGUGGUAAGUAACCCGGAUUACUAUUCUGGGUGUUGUGAGUUCUAUUCCCACCCAGGGCAAAUGUUUGUGUGAUGAGCACGAUCAUUUGUUCUGUGUCUGUGUGUAAUUUAUAUACAUUAUGUAUCUAUUUAGAAAUAUAUAAGUAAGUUUAUCAGUUGUCUAGUACUCAUAAUACAAGCUUUGCUUAGUUUGA